Molecule: messenger RNA, 779 nt
Organism: Caenorhabditis elegans
Lineage: Eukaryota; Metazoa; Nematoda; Chromadorea; Rhabditida; Rhabditidae
Gene: C05E11.6
Exons: 3
Coding region: 33-491 (152 amino acids)
Source: RefSeq, marked reviewed
AGAAACAAACGAGGGCCCCCUUGUGUCUGAAAAUGUUGGCGAAUUUCAAAACUGCCUAUCUUUCUCUGUUGGUUUUGAUUUUGGUUCUCAUCAGUUUAACAGAUGCUCAUGCUUCAAGCUGGAAAUCAAUUUUAAAUUCUGAUAAGAGAAUGGAAACAAAACAACAUUCAUUGGAAUCUAUAUUUCGAGUGAGGCGGACCUACAUAGACGAAAAUGAGAACUGCGGCUCGCACGAGUUGGAGAUGGUGCACACGAUAAUGGACAGAAUAUGCAUGCUCUGCCACGAGCUGCGAUCACAUUUCGCACCGAACACGCGGGUCGAAUGUCGCAAGGACUGUUUUCAGAACGACACGUUUCAAUCAUGCAUGAAAAUAUUUUCGAGAGUACCGUCGAGACCUGUUCAACAGCCGGAGCCAACUGCUCCCAUUCCUUUGUAUACUGAAAAUGUGCAAACUUUGGACGAUUUCAAAGAGCGGCGUAGACGGUUGUGAAGGCUUUUAUUCAAGUCUUAAUUUGAUAAGUAUUUAUUUUGAUUUUCCAUGAAAUUUGUUUUUAAACGUUUCUUUUUUUGUUUGAACUGCACUACACACCUUGGGGAAAAAUUCAAUUUAUUUCACUCUUAAAAAACUAGGUAUAAUAAGUCUAAAUCAAGCUUGCUUUUCUUAUUUUUUGUAUCUUUUUUUUGUCUUUUCAAUCGCCUAUUAUCAUUCUACAAAAGGUUGUGACGGACAUUUUCUCAUCUUAUGAAUACUGGAUUACUGGAAUAAAUAAUGAUUUAU